Messenger RNA from Brassica napus (rape), 1589 nucleotides. RefSeq lists its product as uncharacterized. The record is from RefSeq and is a predicted model, not a curated record. Gene Ontology annotation, molecular function: fatty acyl-CoA hydrolase activity. The transcript has 5 exons. The coding region runs from base 465 to 1019 and encodes 184 amino acids. NCBI's taxonomy places the organism in Eukaryota, Viridiplantae, Streptophyta, Magnoliopsida, Brassicales, Brassicaceae.
AAUAUUCACCAUCUUACCGAUACUUUUUUAUUUUCUUUUUCUAGCUACCAACACGUUUGCUGAUAUGGGAGAGCUUGCCACGCAACGCCAUGGGAAAGGUGAACAAGAAAGAGCUAAAGAAAUCUCUGGAUCAUCAAGAGUAGAUUCUCAGACUACCAUGGAUCUCUUUAUCUGCUUCUUUGUUCUUUGAUUGUAAUACACAUUUGCAUUAAAUUAAUAAAUAUAUCUAUAUAUAUUAUGUUGUUGACUUAAACAAGGUCAGGAAUCAAGACCAAGCUAUUUGGAAAUAAAUCUUAAUUUGUUUAUUUAUAUGACUCUGUACUUUCUUCAUAAUCAUGAAGAACAAGUUAGAAAAGGAUUAGCGUUGACCAGUGUCUUCUGAUUCCGACAUGCGACCGUUUAGUUUAAAAUAGGCGACGUUGGCCAAUCAGGCAAUCACAAACGCAAUAACGCAAAGGGUAUAAAUGGUAAUUAAUAAUAACUUAUCUGCUCUUAUAUUCAACGGAGUUUUAUCCUCAAUUCGCAUAGAAUAUCGAAACAUGGAAGACUCAACGAUCCUAAACACCACAACGUAUCUAGAAGCGUUGGCGCAAGGAAACGGUCUAAGCGAGAUAGAGGUUUUAAUCCUACAAGGCUUAGAACUCAUCCAUGUCGGAAAAGGAAUCAUACGAUGUAAACUACUCGUCACGGAUCGCGUCGCGGGAGAUGAUGGAACUUGGCACGCCGGGGCUAUUACGGCGGUGAUGGAUGCGAUCGGUGCUGCUUCUGUCUACUCCACCGGCGACGGACUCCAUUCUUCUGUUGAUCUCAACGCUUCGUUUUAUUCAGCGGCCAAGAUUCAUGAAAAAGUAGAGGUAGAAGCAAGAGUGAAGGGGACCAAUGGAAGGCUAAAAUCAUCUGUGAUUGAGAUUAGAAGAGAAAGAGAUGGAGAACUCAUAGCCACAGGAAGGUUGUGGAUGGCUCCACUUGUACUCAAAGCCAAACACACUGGUUCUUCUAAUCUUAGCGGUGAAGUUUAAUUACCAGGAAACUGGAGAGAGAGGCAAUGGAGAUGGUGAGAAAGCGACCCAAAUAAGAAUCUGAGAGAAAAGCUCCAACGAGAGGCAUGAAGUUAGUAGCAGCGACCCACAUGAACAACACGUUUUGUCCUUUCACAAGUCCUAAUCCGUAAUCACUCAUCAGAUAAAGAAUCAUGUUCUGUAACAAUCCAUAGCUCGCCACUUUCUCGAACCCCUCGUUUGCUUCAUCCACCAAGAACAACAAGAAGAAGACAUUUAGAGAACAAGAAGCGAUCCAAUGAGAAGAAGAUAGAGAGAGAUGCAAUGUUUUUUAUUACCAAUGAUGAAGGGCAUAGUGAGAAGUCCACCCUUUGGUCUUGUGAUUCUGGGUUGAAGCAUCAUCUCCUUUGACUCUGUUUGAUCUGGAGGGUUCUCCAUUGUUACUACCUUUCAGCCGAGAGAGAGAGAAGAAGAUCUUUGUCUUUGUGUGAGAGCUUUUGAGUUAAUGCAAUCUUAUUUUUCAGUUUAGACAGCUAGGAAUCUCUGUUUCUGCGACGAGUGCGCGCAAUAAUAAAUGGGAGAUACAAAAUA